GAAGUCACUAAUGAAAUGAUCGUGACCAAGAACGGCAGACGGAUGUUCCCGGUCCUAAAGAUUAGCGUCACGGGGCUGGACCCCAAUGCCAUGUACUCGCUCUUGCUGGACUUUGUCCCAACGGACAGUCACCGCUGGAAGUACGUCAAUGGGGAAUGGGUGCCCGCGGGCAAGCCAGAGGUCUCCAGCCACAGCUGUGUCUACAUCCACCCGGACUCCCCCAACUUCGGGGCCCACUGGAUGAAGGCACCCAUCUCCUUCAGCAAAGUGAAGCUGACCAACAAGCUCAACGGAGGUGGGCAGAUAAUGUUGAAUUCUCUGCAUAAAUAUGAACCCCAGGUUCACAUAGUACGUGUUGGAGGUGCCCAUCGAAUGGUGAUGAACUGCUCCUUCCCUGAAACCCAGUUCAUAGCUGUGACUGCCUAUCAGAACGAGGAGAUAACAGCUCUCAAAAUCAAGUACAACCCUUUUGCCAAAGCCUUCUUGGAUGCUAAGGAAAGGAACCACCUCAAAGAUGUUCCGGAAGCUAUGUCUGAGAGCCAGCAUGUGGCCUAUUCUCACUUGGGAGGCUGGAUCUUUUCCAAUCCGGAUGGUGUAUGCACAGCAGGAAACGCCAAUUACCAGUAUGCUACUCCUUUGCCUCUGUCUGCUCCCCACACCCACCAUGGCUGUGAGCACUAUUCUGGCCUCCGAGGACACCACCGGCAGGCUCCAUACCCUUCUGCGUACAUGCACAGAAACCACUCUCCCUCAGUGAAUUUGAUAGAAAGCCCCAGCAAUAAUCUGCAAGUUUUCUCUGGAGCCGACAGCUGGACUUCCUUACCCUCCACACCCCACGCCAGCAUCCUGUCUGUACCUCACACCAGCGGACCGAUCAAUCCAGGGCCUAGCCCCUACCCGUGCCUGUGGACCAUCAGUAACGGUGGCGGGGGCCCUUCCGGGUCGGGCUCAGAGGUGCACGCCGGCUCCCCGGGAGCGUUUCUCCUGGGUAAUCCAGCUGUGACUUCGCCCCUCUCCACCCAAGCUCCUGCUUCGGCUGGUGUGGAGGUUCUGGGGGAGCCCUCACUGACCAGCAUCGCUGUGUCUACCUGGACAGCAGUGACCUCGCAUCCCUUCUCAGGCUGUAGUAGCCCGGGUGGGGGUGGGCGCCAGUCUCCCUCCUCACUGGAGAGUUAAGCAGGAUCCUAGGAAAGUUGUCAGCAGAGAACCUGCUAGGUGUAGAGCUCUUAGAAGUCUCACCUACUAAUCCCAGUGAGUCAGACUGCAGAGUCUCCCCACCCAGUGAACGGGGUUAUACCAGAAGCCUACAGGGAGAUGGUUUAGUUUGGAAAAUGCUAAUUUCGUCACCUGCAUCUCUCCACCAUUUUCUUUUUGCGCUCCCAUUUUCUCUGCAGCUUAUCCGUGCUAUGCUUAGGCAACAAAAGUUCGUUGAGUAUUUUCCUCGUGCCCUGCCCCUUACUGUCAAGUGAUUCUAGAAGGCUGUCCUUCUUGUUCUGUGGAGGUGAUGCAAGGCUGUUAAGUGAGCUCAACAUUUACUUAGCCUAAGGCCACUGCUUUGGAGCUUUGUGCAGCCCUGAAAGUAUGUGUGGCCACAGAGACCAAGGAAGGGUGUAAGUCCAUGGAGUGAAGUUAACGAAAACAGAGCUAAUCACAUAUUACAGCGUAGAGAAUUGAGGAAAUGAGAUCAUGUCACUCCCUGGCUUAGAAACCUUCGAUGGCUCACCAUUGCCUACAGAUUGAAGUCGAUCUCCUCUGCCAUCUGCCCUCAAACCACUUUUCCAGCUUUAGCUACCUGUUUUCCCUUUAGCAUCCUAUAUUUCAGUCAAGGCAUACAUUCUGCCCCUGUCUUUUGAACGUUCAGUGUACUCUCCCAGCUCUGUACCUACUCCUGUACCUGAAAUAUCCUUCUCUGUUCAGUCCUACCUGUACGAAUCCUGCCCGUCUCCCAGGGACUGGCCAGAGCACCACCCACUGCAUCAAGCAUCUGAUCUGCUGGGCUCCCUGACCUCCCACUGGUUUUGCCUCUGUUCUAGAGCUCACCUCAUUCUGCCUUGUAUUUUUAUACCUGUGCAUAUGUCUCUCUCCCACUAGACUGUGAGCCCCUCGAGGGUGAGGCCCAGCCUUCUUGUCUCUGUUCCCCAUAGCAGCAUCUGGU
Molecule: messenger RNA, 2155 nt
Organism: Globicephala melas (long-finned pilot whale)
Lineage: Eukaryota; Metazoa; Chordata; Mammalia; Artiodactyla; Delphinidae
Gene: TBX19
Product: T-box transcription factor 19
Biological process (GO): mesoderm formation; cell fate specification; regulation of transcription by RNA polymerase II
Cellular component (GO): nucleus
Molecular function (GO): RNA polymerase II cis-regulatory region sequence-specific DNA binding; DNA-binding transcription factor activity, RNA polymerase II-specific
Source: RefSeq, a predicted model, not a curated record